AUGGAGAAGACGACUGUGCUACCGGCCUACGCCUCCGAGGUCGUCCAGAACCGCCUCGAGGUACGCGCGCUGUACCUGUCGUCCUGGGGCUUGGCGCAUCUUCGGCGAGCUUCCAGUCUCCGGUUGCAAAAACUCAUCAAACUCGUCCUCAUCCUCUUUUGCGCUUCAUUCCAGCAUCCGGUCAUUGGACGGCAAAGUGCCCAGCAGCUGAGCCGAGUUGCAAUCGACGCGGCUAGCCCUCAAAAUGUCUGGCGCCGGUGCGGAUUGGCCGCCGUCCGAGGUCGAGCAACAACGAACUUUUCUUCCUGCGCCCAGUCCCUUGCAUGCAAGGAGCCCUCACCGAUUUCGCACGAGGCGCCAGAACCUGGAGCGGCUGAGAUCCGCAAACGCGUGGCGCGCAUCUUGCGUCGCAUCUUGGCCCAGCCACGACCUCUAUCGAGCGCUGCCAGCCCAAUAUCAAAUAUCAUCCCAGCGCCGCUUGACGGGGGAGUCGGCUUCUGA
Trichoderma aggressivum f. europaeum is the source of this 501-nucleotide messenger RNA. RefSeq lists its product as uncharacterized. The coding region runs from base 1 to 501 and encodes 166 amino acids. The record is from RefSeq and is a predicted model, not a curated record. NCBI's taxonomy places the organism in Eukaryota, Fungi, Ascomycota, Sordariomycetes, Hypocreales, Hypocreaceae. The transcript has 2 exons.